Gongylonema pulchrum is the source of this 8871-nucleotide messenger RNA. The record is from the annotation of a GenBank genome assembly. NCBI's taxonomy places the organism in Eukaryota, Metazoa, Nematoda, Chromadorea, Rhabditida, Gongylonematidae.
AUGGUUGGCAAGAUGCAACUUACUGGAAAUAGCGUUCAUCAAGUGCGCAAAAAUGGCAAGCAGCUGAAGGCUGGAUUUCUCGAGGAAGAUCCUGAGAAUAAUGACAUGUUGGCUGGGGUGUCUGAGGUUUCCCCAGAAUCCGAAAAAUCUGAUCAACUUCAAAUUCCUGAUAACUACGGCUUGUUGAUCAACAUUCAUUCUCAUGGAUCAUUGGCCCUGUCCUCUUUUGUGAUGCUAUCCGAACCAUUCCAGCAAUAUUAUAGACACUGCUGCUCAGAAUUUCGGAUACUUCCGACUGAAAAUAGCAUGAAAACCCCAGAACAUCGUGCUGCAGUAACUUACUCCAUUCUAAAACUACUAUUCGAUCUCGGUUACAACAGCCAGGAAAUCGCAGUCUCCGGCCUGGAUACACUGAUACUUUUGGCUGCAUGUGAUGCCAUGAAACUUCCGGAUACCUGUUUUGUGUGGAAACAGAUCAAGACUCUGAUGAAACAAGCUGGGAAGAAUAAAGCAGAAAGAAUGCAGGCGAUCCUAGCUAAAAUGGAUAUCAACUUCCAAACAGCAAGGAUUCUGGUCAGUAUGCGGGGCUCGAAAAUCCAGAAUCCGGAAUCUGUCGUGCAGGCAAUUCUGAGCGAUGAAAUUGAUGAAAGGCGUUUUCUGAACACUCGGAUGGAGCAUUACAUGGUAUGUGGCUCGACAAAUCAUUUCUAUCCAGGGACCAAAAUCCAGACGCCUCAAGAUUUCUUGGACUUUUUCUUAUCUCGAAAAGAUCACAAGACUUUUAAAACAUGGCAAAAUAUGCUCCUUCAGAAAAACACCAGAAUUGGUAAAAAUUCCGGGAAUUUUCCAGGAACUUUCUACCUUGGCUCAAACCCUUCAAGUCCUAGCAAGCAUGGAAGUGUGGCAACAUCCUUGCAAAUUAAUUUAAAACAGGAAUAUCAUAUGUUCGACCAUCUAGUACAGAGCAGGAAUGUCCUCUCUGCUGCUACACUGCUCACAAAAAUUCAUGAGGCAAUUCAGAACCAAAAAAUUCUGGAAAAUGUAACCUUUCUUUCUCCUGUAACUUUUACAUCCGAAGAUAAUUUCCUUGAGUUUGAAAUUCGAGCCUCAAAGAAGACAUGUUUCCUGAUUCAUAAUGAUAGAAGAUGCGUCUCAUUCCAGUACACGAAUUUCAGUUCCAUGCCAAAAAUAAGUUCCGAAAUUAGCCAUCAGCCUGAAGAUCCCAAAAGCAAUGAUACGUUUAACUUCGAGGACAACACUCCUGAGGAACAUGAAUCCAGUAAGCCAAAAAAGCAUGUCAUAUACCGCAAUUCAGGAACAGUGGGAAAACUAGAGCAAGGGACUGUGAUCGAAGAAGAUGAAUUUUAUUCGGUAAUGAAAGAGUGCCACUAUGAGUACCGUGGUGAGUUUCACUGUGUUCGGCGUUUAGAGAUAAGAAGUGAUCACGCCAUCGUAUAUCUAAAGCAAAUUGAACAUCUUGAUGUGCUAAUUGAUGGCACUAUGCAGUCAAUGGUUUUCACUUAUCUUCGGCAGCACGGCACCAAUCGGGCCAAACUAGCUACCUUGGUACCUUUCCACAUGCAAAAUUUUAUGAUUAUUGAUACUGAAAUGGAAUUAACUCAGAAAACCAGGAACAGCUCUAUGGUCGCAAGGGCAAUAUUCGAGAUUCAAUGGCAAAACGAUCAACUUACAGGAUCGUUUGAACUUGAAACUGGGAAAGCUGUCAUCGCAGCUAAAGAAGUUAGCUUUCGUCCGGCUAAACAUGUCAGCUUCACAGGCUCAUAUCCGGAAAAAGCGGCUGUCCAGGAAAUCCCUAACAAAGAAAUGAAAAUUGGUCAAAAGCGGUUGCUCGGGGAUAUCGAAGAAGGCGUAAACCGAACUAAAGAAGAGAACAAUAUUCUACAGAAGGCUGUUACAACAAAAUCAGUAGCCAGGAACAGAAAUCCUAGUAGUUCAACAGAAAGAGAGAAUGGAUUACAUCAGCAAUGCGAACAGAAAUAUCGCACAAAGCAAGACACCUCCAGGAUCAAGAACCCCGAAAAUUCACAAAGCAAUCUGGAAGGAGUUAGGAUCAACGAUAUGGCAGGAUAUCAAAAGGAAAUUUACUUGAAAUCGUUUGCGUGUCGGCUACCAAGAAACAUCCAUGAUCCGGCGGGGCUUUGGGACGCUCUGAAAACAGGUCAGCUAAUGGCAGAGAAAAUUCCUUGCUCGAGAAUCGAAACACGAGACCGUCUAGCUGAUGGACGGCACUAUGGGCAUCCAAUUAAAUGCGCCAAUUUGCUGUGCGAAGAUGUGGCUCAGUUUGAUGCCCAGUUUUUUGGCAUUUCCAAAAGUGAGGCGGAAAAAAUGGAUCCUCAGCAGCGGUUACUUCUUGAAUGUGUCCAAGAAUGUAUGGAAAAUGCUGGAUUGAAAUCACUGGAAAAUACCGGAUUUUUUAUCGGUCUGAUGGCAAAUGAAUAUCCGGAUCUGGCACGAAAACAUGCCGAUGUAGUAUCCAUGCUUGGCUCAAGUGCAAGCAUUGCAAGUGGACGGUUGAGUUAUGUUUUCCGAAGUACAGGUCCAGCGGUUACUCUGGACACUGCAUGUAGUUCGUCAUUAGUUGCACUGCAAACGGCAGUUGCGGCACUGCGCAGUGGGCAGUGCAAAACGGCAAUUGUUGGUGGUGUAAAUUUGAUUUUAACUGAGGAAAGUAUUGGUCAGCGUGCAAAUGGUCACUUAUUAUCCGAGGAUGGCCGCUGUCGAAGUUUCGAUGGACGCGUAAGCGGCUAUGGAAGAGCAGAUGGUUGUGUAGUGUUUGCUUUAUCAAUAGAUGAUGGAGAUGAAGUGAGCGACAAUUUGCCGCCCUAUGACCAGCGGUCAUCGACAGUGGAUUUCGCAGAAAAAUCGCCGGCCGAGUGUUCAGGCCAAAUAUCGAAACGGUGCGGUAAUUCAGGAGAUCGACACGCGAUAACCGUUGCAGCAAAUGUAACUGGACACAACGGCCGAAGUGCAUCACUUACAGCUCCUUGUGGUACUUCCCAGGCGAGGCUUCUUCAACAUUGUCUUCGGCAAAUCUUACCGUCUGAGCAGGGAAAGGUCGACUACUGGGAAGCGCAUGGUACCGGAACUUUACUCGGUGAUGCAAUCGAACUGAAGGCACUGCAAAGCAGGCUGAAACAUCCGUGUGUGGUCAGCACCGCUAAGACACACUUUGGACAUUCCGAAGCAGCAGCAGGCGUUGUUGGUUUGGCCAAAUUGUUCCUUCAGUUCGCCCACAAUUACAUUCCGGAGCACGGAUGUUAUGAGUUUUCAGAAAACUUCAAAAACAGCCAAAUCUAUUUGCCAAUUGUUGGUCAAGAAUGGGAUGGUCAGUUGGCCGGGCUGAGCUCAUUCGGCAUCAGCGGCACCAACGCAAUGGUACUUUUAUGUCGUUCGAUUAACAAAACUCCCAGAUCUGACAGCUCUGGACCUGCUGACCAAGCAAAUCUACAUAUCUGGAUUUGUCCAGUAUCUGCUGCUAGCACAAAUUCACUACAGCUGUUGGUCAAAUCCUAUCGAGCUAUGCUCAAUGAAAGUUCCCAUGAAACAGGUGCGAUUUGUUCGGCCGCAGCGCUGCAACGGAAUCAUUUGCCGCACCGGGCUGUUUUCGUAAUAAGACGAGGGGAAAUGCUCCGAAACGUGCUUUUUCAGGAUGACAACACAACAGAAGAAUUUCAGUGUUCGGAAAGGAUUGGCUUGGAAAUAUCCAGCAGUCACUGUCUUUUCGCAAUUUAUCGCCUCUGUACAAUUUUUCCUGAAUACAAAACGAAGUUUUGUACCUAUUUUCGGUUGAUGAAAGGUUUCUUGAAACAACAGCAAAAUCGGGACCAUAGGGUUUUCCAGAAACUUUGUGGAAUUCAGGAUGUGAUUACUGUAACGGGUAUCGCAGCACUGGUUUCGUUUGUACAGGAUAUUGGUAUUGAAUUGAACGGGCUUCAUGUCCAUGACAAUCGAGCGCUCACUUCUGCUCUUCUACUAACGGGUAAAUUGACUAUUACUGCUGAAAAUACUGCAGAUAUAUUCUGGAUAGCCCCCAAGAUGCGCAUUUUUACGGAUAUGAGUAGGAGUAGAGCAAAAAAUUAUAAAUGGUACUCGCUAUUAACUAUAGAUAAUCAAAAAAUCGCGGAAUUCGACCAAAAAUGGAUGAAUUUCAUCGCCCAGUCAUAUCUUCAUGGUAGUAAUAUCGUCUGGAAAAGGAUUUACUCAUCUGCUUACCAAAAUAUAGUAUUACCGAAUUAUCAAUUCGACCGAAAGCCCUACUGGAUUAUCCAAAGACCCGUAAUCACCGAACACAGACUUCUUGGUAGAUUGAUAAAGAUACGAAAAAAUGAGGUUCUUUUCGAAAAUCAACUCAGCCAAAUAACUAAUCCAGAACUGUUUGUUUUCCAGUACGGAAGGCAGAUUCGCAUGACAUUCGGGAUUUGCUGCGAAGCUAUUUUGGAAGCAGUGCGAUUGACCCAAGCGCUUAGACGCAAAAAAACUUACAAGUCAGGCGACUGUGAACAGCGAGGGUUGAUACUGAAACACUUGAAGCUGGUAAAGCACUGCUUGAAAGACGGCGCAUGGUUUCGAACAAGCGUGUCGAAUAUGAAGGAUAAUCAGAAAGAUUAUUUUGUUCGGAUGACUUCCGGCACGAAAGUGAUUUGUGACGCGCGAGUUCAGGUGAAUGAAAAGAUGAAUAUCAAUAAGUUUGAAGGAUUGGCCAAAAAUCAGAAACAAAAUUUCAGGAUUUGUCCUGACUUUUAUGAAAAACUGAACUCAAAUGGAUUGCUUUACAAAGGAAUUUAUCAAGUUAUCAGCUCCUUAUCACCCGCUACGAAGACAUUUGUAGCAAAAUCGUCAAUUACAGAUUUGUAUGUUGCGAUCGAGAUUUUAGUGCAGGUUGCCUGUUAUUACGAUCUUAUCAGUCCAGACGAAAUUUAUGGAUCAAGCAAAUUUCGGGUCAUGAAUCUGAAGUAUUAUCGGAAUCUUUCCAGAACUGUGUUUGUAAAGACGGCACGCACGCAGAUUACACUUUAUAAUGAAGGUUUGGAGCUAAUUGCAGUAACUUUCAAAAAGCAAGACAAAAUGACGAAGUUAGCAAAUUCCAGGAUCAAAUCCAGGGAAUCUGACUCCAGAUCCACCCAGCAUUCCCCACCUUAUCACACUGAGGACAACACGUACCAGGAAUGCAUCGAGAAGGUGAAGCGAGCAGUUGCUGAUAUACGGAAUAGUGGAUUAAGCUGUGACAGUGAACAGCAACUCUCGGUAUCGUUCAUCGAACUCGGUCUCGAUUCGCUAGCAAUCACGGAUUUGGCGAACCGACUACAAACUGUUUAUUUUCCAGGCUUACAGAUUAAUACAGUGGACUUAUUCAACUUUUCCAGUAUCAGCUCGCUCGCAGAGGCUAUUUAUUCCCAAAAAAUAGCAGUGGAUUCUGGCGCACGAAAACAAGUCGGAAAGAUUGUUGACCAGCGCUCACUCAGUGAAACUCCUGGGAAAAAUAAAAAACAACAUUUGAUGAAAGUAAUAAUCCAGGACACUGAAGAUAAUCAUAAAGAAGUAAUCAAAAAUCUUGCCUGGAAGCAACUUUCUGUGGAACGGAAAUUCGAAAACCCUGAAAAAGCAGUCAUUAUCACGGAUGUGGAAAGAAUUCCGAACAAAAAUGAGUUACUGCUUAUUGCAAGUACUGGGAAUUCGAAGAAAAGUGAAUCGGAAUCGAAGUCGGGGAUCAUGUACCUGAAUGGAAAGAAUCCCGAAAUCACAGAAGAAAUGAUUUUAGCAAAAAUAAAUAAGUGGAAACUUAUUACUGCAACCUUUGAGCUAAGUAGCAAUUUUCCACUUCCAUAUCUUAUCGAAAUUUUACUUUUACUUGCAAGAGUAGUGAAUAAAGUGAAGUGUAAGUUUGAGUUUCGUCCUAAGCCAGGAAAUGGACGUGCGAAUGCUUUCGCUCUGGGAUUUACCAGAAGUCUAGUGGCAGAACUGUACCCGAAAACCCAAUACAAAUGGGAUUUUUGCUUGGAAAAAAUGAUUCUUCCAGAAUUGACCUUUACAUCACCCACGGCAUCAAAGCAAUUAUCACCUACGGAAGAACGCUGGCUUGUCACUGGUGGUUUAGGCGGUAUUGGAUGGCAAAUGGCUCAGUGGAUCGUCAAGAAUCGCACGGUCUCACAUCUCUUUUUACUUGGUCGGCGCCAACCAGAUGCGAUAAAAUGUCGUGAAAUCAAGAAGAUGCGUCGGGAAGGUAUUAAUGUUCAAGCUGUUUCCGUAGAUUUGACAUCUGGUGAACAGGUGCGCAGAUUCUUCCGCUCACUUCAGGUAUCUUUGACCGGCAUAAUCCACAGUGCCGGAAAUAUCCACGAUGCCCUCGCUCUCCAACAAACUACAUCAACGUUUCAUGAAGCGGUUGCGGCAAAAUGUGACGGAUUGCUGCAUCUGGCGCAAAUGUGCAGCACGCAUCCACUUGAACAUUUCAUCGUCAAUUCAUCCAUUUCAGCAAUAAUUGGAAAUCGUGGACAAUGCAACUAUUCGGCUGCCAGUGCUUAUGUGGAUGAGUUUAUGCUCGAACGAAAUGCGCAAGGUUUCCCCGCAACAACAAUUAAUUGGGGUAAUUGGCUCGAAACCGGCAUGGCCGCGAAUAUCAACGCAAACCUACAUAAAAUGGGAUUCACUGGACUGAAGACGAAAACAGCAAUGGCGUAUCUACAGUAUGCAAUUGAGUAUAAACCCGUCAGACUUGUCGUUGCUGCAACUGACGUGCGCAAAAUCCUGCGGUAUCGCCCCGACUUGUUGCCAGUAUUCGAGGGAGUAAUUGGGAAAAAUAGUCUACCAGGAGUUUCGAACCGGGCUUUUCAAGAAGAGGAAGGCAAAUGUUCAGAAAAACACAACUUGAAUGAUAAACAGGGAAACGUGAUCUCCGAAAAUUCUAGCGGUGCAAGAAUGUCUAGCGAAUUUUCCAUCCAGGAAAUGUCCAGGAAAAAAAUCAAAGAAAAAUGCCCGGAAAAAUUCAGGAAAUAUCAAACUAACAACAACGACAUCCACCGUAUUAUUUCGACGGUAGUUCAGAUUCUAGAAGAACUAACUGAUGAACAGGUAACAGCCGUAAAUUUCACAAAAAGCUUCAUGGAACUUGGCCUCGACUCUUUCAAGAUGUAUCGCUUUGUCAGCGCUUUAUCGCAGCGAAUCAAAUCUGCACUUCCGCUGAAUAUUUUAACAGUUUUUGAAAAUCCAACCAUUGAGCAACUUUCACGGUACAUCGCAGCAGCACCUCACGAAAUAUGCGCAAAUCCAGGAACUGAAGACCGCAAAGCAAGCGAUUUAAAUGAGACGAAGAGCAACGUUGUACUUCAAAAGAGCCGAGAGAAAAAUCAUCCAGGCAUUAAAUCAGGAAUUUUUCACUUCCUUGUGCUUCGUGAGGAAAAUCUGGAAAAAUUAAACAUGCUCAGAAGUGCUUAUUCCAGUCAGCUUGAAAAAUCAUCGAAAUCCUUAAAACAUCUGGAAAAGCAAUGGUUAAAUGCAAUUAAUGCGAAAACCGGAAUAUUGCAAAUUGCUUGGGGUUCGAGGCGUAAGAAUUUGAAGCAAGCCUUAAUGCAUCCUGAAACUGUUUCUAACUGUGCCAUGAUGAAAGAAAACCUUGGAGAAAACCCGAAACAGCCCAAACUGUGUUUAAUGUUUACCGGUCAUGGAAGCCAGACCUGGAACAUGGGGCGACAACUUGCUGAAAUUUUUCCCGUUUUCCGGCAGAUAUACGAUGAAAUGCUCCUACUCGCCGAUAAAUUCAUGCCACCAGAAAGUGUGAGUCUCCGAGAUGUACUGCGUCGAUGGAGCUACCGCAGUCUUCUGUACAAAACUGAAUACGCACAACCUGUCAUCUUCUGUUUUGAAUAUUCAUUGGCGAAGCUUUAUGAAGCUUGUGGUGUGCAAGGAGAUUUUUUCGUUGGACAUAGUGUUGGUGAAAUUGUUGCGUAUACGGUAGCUGGUCGGAUUACCUGUAACGAAGCGUUGAAACUGGUGGUGCAACGUGCUCAAAUUCUGGCACAAGUGGACGGCAAAGGCAAAAUGUUUGCUGUGAAGCGUGGAGAUGCCCCGAAACUGCAACACCACAGCGGCAUGAGCAGGGCAGCCGAAAAUAGCCAUAUGCAAAUUAUUUUGUCGGGCGAUAAUCAAGCCGCAUCACGCUGCUUGCGUUUUGCUCGGAAACGUGGGUACACGGUUACAGUAAUCGACCACCGCUAUCCGUUCCACAGUGCGGCAAUUUCAAGUGCUUUAGAACAAAAAUAUACAUCAGUUUGCAAGCAAGUGCAGUUCCACAAAUCCAACACAGGAAAAGUUGUUAGUAAUAGAACUGGAAAAUUUCUAGAUGACGAGCACCUCGAAACUUCCUGGAAACUUUUGGCUCCAAUAAAUUCACCAGUGCUUUUCAAGAAAUGUAUUGAAACACUUCGCGAUCAUGGUACCGAAGUAUGGCUUGAAAUUGGCUCUGGCGAAGUGCUCAGUGCAAUGGUCCGAGGGAUUCUUAACCAAAAUGUACAGGUUUCUUCAGCUAUAGCGCCUGGCAAGCAAGAAGUAGAUUCGUUUAUCGGAUCACUCGCUACGCUUCAUAGAUUUCACGUGCGCGUUUCCUGGGAGAAAAUUUAUAAGUGCGCGAAACCGCUGCGAAAAAUGUCCUUACCCCAGUCUCCUGUGGAAAAGAGAGAAAAUUUACAUUUUCCGGAGAGACGAUAUUUGGAAAAACUCGCCAAGCAGCACCAGAUCAAUGGCCUUGUAACGGUUCCAGCAGCAGUGUUUGUAGCUAUAUUUGUGCAGUUCAUCAAUGCUAACAGCAAAACCAAUGGCCUCAAACCUGGGAAUUUACGAGAGAGCGGGAUUUCUUCA